Molecule: messenger RNA, 5165 nt
Organism: Sipha flava (yellow sugarcane aphid)
Lineage: Eukaryota; Metazoa; Arthropoda; Insecta; Hemiptera; Aphididae
Gene: CPSF1
Product: cleavage and polyadenylation specificity factor subunit 1
Exons: 4
Coding region: 234-4241 (1335 amino acids)
Cellular component (GO): nucleus; mRNA cleavage and polyadenylation specificity factor complex
Molecular function (GO): nucleic acid binding; protein binding
Source: RefSeq, a predicted model, not a curated record
AUUUAUAUGUUUACGUUUACACGGAGCGGCCGAGCACAACGUCUCCACUGAACUCAACUACUCGACACCACCGAACUAUCUAUACGAAACGGUGAUCGAUCUCGUCGUGCGCUCCGAACCGCGUGAUCGAAUGUACGAUCGGAUCGGCGGUCGGUGAGUUCGUACCGUUAUGACAGCUGAACACCGUCGACCAUCUCCGCGCGCGUGAAGUGCAAUCUUCUUCAAACGGCACCAUGUUCUCGAUGUGCAAACAGAUCCGGGUGCCGACCUCGGUCGAGCACGCCGUCUACUGCCACUUCUUCAGCCGGGUGGAAAAGUGUCUGGUGGUGGCCGGCGUCAACGUUCUGCGCGUGUACCGGCUGGUGCCGACCGACACGACGUGCCAACCGCCCAAGACCAAGUUCGAGUGCCUGGCCCAGUACACGUUGUUCGGUAACGUCAUGUGCAUGCAGUCCGUCACGCUGUGCCCCGGCUCGCCCGACGCUCUGUUGCUCAGCUUCUCCGAGGCCAAGUUCAGCCUGGUCGAGUACGAUCGCGACACGCACGGUCUGCGCACGUUGUCGUUGCACUAUUUUGAGGACGACAAGUUCAAAGACGGCCACACUCAGCACUGGUCGCCGCCGUUGAUCAGAGUCGAUCCCGAUGGCCGGUGCGCGGUCGGCCUGGUCUACGGCCGUUAUUUCUUUGUCCUGCCGUUCGGCCGCACCAUCGACGAUAACGUUAAAAGUGCUCAAGUCAUGCCCAGCUACACGAUACCAAUAUCUUCCAUCGAUCCCAAAAUGAACAACAUUAUGGAUUUCGACUUCUUACACGGAUAUUAUGAACCGACUUUACUCAUUCUCUACGAGCCGGUGAAAACUUUUGCCGGACGUAUAGCAGUGAGAAAAGACACAUGCGCAAUGGUUGCCAUUUCUUUAAAUAUUCAACAACACGUCCAUCCGGUCAUUUGGUCUUUAGAUUCAUUACCGUACGACUGUCAAAAAGUCAUCCCUGUAUCUCGUCCAAUCGGUGGUGUUCUGAUAACAGCUGUUAACUCGCUCAUUUAUCUAAAUCAAAGUGUACCUCCUUUUGGCGUUGCUCUCAAUUCAAUUGCCAAGACAAUGACUAACUUUCCUUUGGGACAGCAAGAAGGCAUUAAUCUGAUUUUGGACCGUGCAACCGCCACUUUCAUAGCUAGUGAUAAACUAGUAACGUCAUUAUGCAACGGUGAUUUAUACGUAAUCACACUGUAUGCUGAUAGCAUGCGUGCGGUAAGAAGUUUUCAUUUUGAAAAAUGUGCUUCUAGUGUUCUUACAACAUGUAUAACAGUGUGUUUGGAUUCUUAUUUAUUUCUUGGUUCAAGACUUGGUAAUUCAUUACUUCUGAGAUACUAUGCACGGUCUCAAAGCAACGAUGAUGAGCCUAGUAUUAAACGUAAAAAAACAGAUGAAACUGAUGAAGAUCUCAUUGAAUUAGAAGUAUAUGGCAGUGAAGUACAAACAUCGAUUUGCUUAGAAAGUUAUAGUUUUGAAGUAUGUGAUAGUAUUAUAAACAUUGGACCAUGCAGUCAAGCGUCUUUAGGUGAGCCUGCUUAUAUUUCGGACGAAUUUAGUAGUGAUGAACAUGAUGUGGAAUUAUUAUGUACGUCCGGUCAUGGUAAAAAUGGAGCUUUAAGUGUUUUACAUCGUUCCAUAAAACCUCAGCUAGUCACUACAUUUCAUUUAGAUGGCUAUAAAGAUAUGUGGACUGUUCAUGGUGAAGACGAUUUCCAUACUUUUAUGAUAUUAACGAAUGCAGACUCAACUCUAAUCCUUCAAACUGAAAAAGAAAUCAAUGAACUAGAUUCAUCAGGUUUUGCCACUAAAGAACAUACUGUUUUUGUAUGUAAUAUGAGUAAAUUUAUUUUGCAAGUUUUAAGAAACUCUGUGAGAUUACUUAACGGUUCUGAACAGUUGCAAAGUGUUUCAUUGGAAUUUGGUUCUCCAAUAGUGCAUGCGUCUAGCAGUUAUCCUUACGCUGUAUUGCUGACUGAAGAUGGACAAGUGAUAAUAUUAACUGUUAAGCCAACAGGGAAGGUCAUACUCAUGAAACCCACAAACUUUGAUCAAAUACCACCAAUAAAAACUCUAACUGUAUAUCGAGAUGUAAGCGGUCUGUUUUCAUACACUAUGCCUCAAGCCGAAAUUCCUUUGAUUGGUCCAAAAUUAAAACAUGAUAAUUUUAUCAGUGAUUCUAUAGAAGAUGAAGAAGAGAUGUUGUAUGGCGACACAAGAGAUCCUUCGUCCAAGGAAACCUUUCAUAGUUCUGUAUCAAACAAAAAUACAUUGUGGUGGUUAAAGUUUUUAGAACAGCCAGUACCAACAUAUUGGGUGGUGCUCACACGAGACAAUGGUUACAUGGAAAUUUACACGUUGCCUGAUUUUACUGUAAAAUAUCGAGUUGCUGAUAUUGACGAAUCACCUAUGGUUCUCAAAGACAGUUUAGACAAAGGUUGCUAUUUCCCUAAAAAAACUGAAUCAAUAAAAGAAAUUUUGGUUGUACCACUUGGGUAUCAAGACAAAAGACCAAUCAUGUUUGUUAGAUUAGAUAAUGAGGUUGUAAUUUAUGGUGUUCAUCGACAUUCAGAAGGUACAUUGAAAAUGCGUUUUCAUAAAAUAACUUCCUUAUUAACAUUUCAGACAAGAUCGGGUAAUCGUCUGGAAGGAACUUCAUUACUACGUUAUUUUAGUAAAGUAGCUGGAUAUAAUGGAGUUUUUAUUUGUGGACAAAAUCCCCAUUUAGUAUUACUCACUGUACGUGGUGAACUGCGGUGUCAUCCAUUGCAUAUAGAUGGACCAAUUACUUGUUUUGCACCUUUCCACAAUAUUAACUGCUCACAAGGUUUUUUAUACUUUAACUCCGAACACAAACUUAGAAUAUCUAUAUUACCUACUCAUUUAUCAUAUGAUGAACCUUGGCCAUUGAGAAAGGUUCCGCUUCGUAAGACACCACAUUUUAUAGCCUAUCAUUUGGAAACAAAGACUUAUUGUGUGGUGACUUCUUCAUCUGAACAGUCAUCAUCCUACUACCGAUUCAAUGGUGAAGACAAAGAACUGACUACAGAAGAACGUGAUCCUCUAUUUCCACUACCUAGUCAUGAAGUUUUUACUCUGGAGCUGUUUUCCCCUGCAUCUUGGGAACCAAUACCAGAUACAAGUAUUGAGACUGAAGAUUGGGAAUAUAUAACUUGUUUGAAAAAUGUUGCUUUGGCAUAUGAGGGAGCUCGUAGUGGUCUUAAGGGCUACAUAGCAAUGGGUACGAAUUAUAGUUAUUCAGAAGAUAUCACGAGUAGAGGGCGCAUAUUCUUAUUUGAUAUCAUUGAUGUUGUCCCAGAGCCUGGAAAACCAUUGACUAAGAACAAGAUAAAAAUGAUAUACGCCAAAGAACAAAAAGGUCCAGUCACAGCUAUUACCCAUGUCGUUGGAUUUUUAGUGACUGCUGUUGGUCAGAAAAUUUACAUUUGGCAACUUAAAGACAAUGAUUUAAUUGGAAUAGCUUUUAUAGAUACUGAAGUCUAUGUUCAUCAGAUGUUAAGUAUUAAAAGCUUGAUACUGGUUGCUGAUCUUUUUAAAUCCAUUACUCUCUUGCGAUUUCAAGAAGAAUACCGUACUCUAUCUUUAGUGUGUCGUGAUUCCAAACCAUUAGAGGUGUUUGAUAUCAAUUUUCUUAUUGAUAAUACAGAACUUGGUUUCUUGGCUUCAGAUAAAGAUCAAAAUUUGCUUCUCUAUCUUUAUCAACCAAUGGCUCGUGAGAGUUAUGGUGGUCAACAUUUGAUUCGCCGUGGUGAUUUCAAUAUAGGAUCUAAUGUGAAUUCUUUCUUCAGACUCCGUUGUAAACAAUCAACAGUACCAUUUGAACGACGAGAGAUUCUUGGCUCUGAUAAACGACAUGUUACUAUGUAUGUCACCUUAGAUGGUUCAAUCGGAUAUAUUGUCCCAAUACAUGAAAAAAAUUAUAGGAGAUUGCUCACUUUGCAGAACAUGUUGGUGCGAAAUAUAUCGCAUCUAGCUGGAUUAAAUCCUAAAGCGUACCGCAGUUUCAAGGCGACUGCUCCAGAGAAAAUGAACCAAGCAAAGAGAAUAAUUGAUGGUGAUCUCAUUUGGAUGUUUGUUACAUGUUUGAAUACUAGACAACGUAAUGAAAUUGCCAACAAAGUCGGUGUUAAAGUAAUAGAGCUUUUACAAGAUAUAUACGAAUUAGACAGAACUACUUGGCAUUUUUAAUAUGUUUUAAAACUUGUACCAUAGUAUAAAUUUUUUAUUAUAUUUGAUUUUUUGUAAUUUUUUUUUCAAACAACUGUUUCUUUGUUAUGUUCUGGUAGAUUGUACCUAAAUAGAGUUUUAUGAUACCACCAAAGUCUAUAAAAAGCUACAUUCUAUUACAUUUCUUAUUGAAUAUUUUUGAUAUUGAGGUUUUUACUCUAAGGUUAAACUCGCAUGAUCUUCUAAAAUGUACAAUAUAGGAAAGUUUAAAAUUAUAAAACUGUUAUCUGUUAACUCUCAGCAAGAACGUAGAGUCAUUAACAGUAUUAUUCAAUAACAAUAUUAUGAACAAACUAUUUUUCACCAAUAGUGGAAAAAAAAAAAGCUUUCAUUGUAUUGUUUUAGAGCUAAAUUGAAUUAGUAAUUAGUACAAUCUCCCAAUGACUGAUUAUCAUUACACUUGUAAGUUUUAAGUUUUCUAAGUCAUAUUGUAAGAAUGGUGUUAUAAAGUAAUUAUAUUUAAUGUUGUUUAAAAAUGUUUAUAUUUUUUUGUAUUAUGCUAUAUUAAUUUAGUUGGUUGUUACAACCUUAAUUAAACUGAAAUAAGAUAUGAGUAGGUAGUCCAUACAAUUAUUUAAAAAAUAAAAUAAGUUAAAAUUUCAAAAUAAUUGAAAUACUAUAAUCAAACAAACAUAAUGAAAAUGGUCAAGAAAAGGCAAAUAUUUCUAUGUUCUUCACAGUAAUCAGGAUAAAUCAAAUCUAUAAUGGGAGUUAUAAUAAAAUUAAUCCAAGAUAGGAGCACACAUAUGGUUUUGUUACAUAUAGAUUUAACUAUUUAGAACUUAUUUUUGCUUCUGAGCCAAUGUUACAAGCAUGCAAAAUUAUUAUCUUGUCUAAUAUGAUUGCAAUUAAACUGUAAUAAGUCAAUAAAAGAGUUCUAUUGGA